GAUUCAAUCUUUGAAAUCAAAACAGGUCUUAGGUUGAAACUGUGUGGUUCGAUAAUAUGAAGACUGCAGAAAGAGAUAUAAAGGAAAAGUUAAUAAGUGCAGCUAAAAAAUGUCAACAAAAUUUCUACGAGCUGCUAAGCGAUUGGAACAGUUACGACCAAAAAAGGCCCCAGUGCCUAAAAAAUUUCAUUGGAAUUGCUCUUUUUGGACCACCAAAAAUCGACGACCUACUUGCAAACAGAUCAUUUUCUGGGAAAAAUUGGGAAGACGAAAUUUUUCCUCGCGAUCCUCACCAACAGAAAAAAAUUUCCAAUAUUUAUGAAAAGAUUAUCAGACAUGGGACCGAAAAUACAACAAAGCAGGAAAUAAUGUGUGGAAUAAUUUAUAACGUAAUUUUUGAAAUGAGAUCGAUAGAAGCUUUAAAGAAGAUUUUAGAAACUGGGAAAUGUUUCAGUGAAGAAAAUAUGGCCAGAUGUCUUCAACCCGUUCCGAUAUUUAAGGUUUUAAAAAACUCUGUGAAGAUCCAAAAUGGCAAGAGAGUCACAAAGAAAUUCGCAGUUUAUUAUAUCGAUGAUUGUGAAAGAGUUUAUAAAAACUGGAAUGAUUAUUUAGGCAGUAAUUUUUUACCUGAAUGCAUUAUGGUUUCGCCAAAAGGAGGAGAAUAUCAAGGAGAUGAUAAGAAACAAUGGUCGGGGAAAAUGUCUUACGUUUGGACCGAAAUUCAUGAAUCGCCAGCUUGUAAAACGAAAACGAUUAAUGCAAUCAGUUCUAUUAACACUUUUGUCAGUUUGGGAUGUGCUGGAGUUGGAGUUGCAGCAGUUUUUAAUCCAGUUGGGGCUACUUUUGUGGCUUUGAGUGCAGUAGGAAUGGGUCUAAGUGGAUUGUGGUCCAUGAGCAGAAGUUCACAUGAAUUAGCAGAUCGUCACCUCCACGAGCAAUCCAUCAGUAUAAAAUACAAGGAUGGAUUUUCUGGAUGGUUUGGAAUUGCAAGCAGUGCUUUAGCAGUCGUUUCAAGUGGAGGGACCAUGCUUCUCUCUCAAGCUAUCAAAAAUGGAACUUCUCUCAGCACAGUUGCAAAAUUAGCUCACGGAUCAAUUCAAAUUGGAUCCAUAGCAGCCAAUGGUGUCAAUGCUGGCUUUGCAGACUACAACAUUUACGAACCUCAUCUAGAAAGAAAAGUUUCCGCCCAAGAUGCACUUAAUCUCGUCGCCAGCUUGCUUCUCUUCAGCAACUCUGCAGUCGAUUUGAAUUUAUCCAACAGCAUACUUGAACAAAACCCCCACUUUAUUCGAGAUUUUGAACACAGUCUGAGAAGUAGUCGCCACAGAAAAGAAUUCCGUCGAAUGGUUAGAAAUAGCACCUCCUUCAUGUCCAAUUCAAAUGGCAGUCCAGAGCAAAUAAUACGUCGUAUUGCUAGAAUUUCUCACAAAGAUGUAUUUUCGACUUCUAUAAUUAGCAAUCAAAAAAAUUUCUCAUUAAAGGGAAUCGAGGUUUCCUCUUCUGAUGGCUCAAUCACCAUUGACGGAAAACCUUUAUUGAGACCUGCUGAUUUUGUAAAAAAGUUUCAGAAAAAAGUAAAUGGGAUUCAACCUAUUGCUGUGCCACUGACAAUCAAUUUUGGUACACACGAUAUCAUAUUUGAAAGAGUGUUAAAGCAUUUUCUGGCUCGAUAUGGAAACAACUUUCAGGGUUUCAAACCAACACUAAAUCAGUUUUCCCCCUUUUUGAGUGAUGUUCGCAGACUUGAGAAAUCUGAUGUGAUCUUUGCGAAGAUGCUUUUGAUUGGUGUUAAGUUAGUUUGGAGGAUAACUAAUAAGAGAUAUUUUGUGAAUAAUAUUCUUGCUGAGAUUGUAGAUUUCCUUUGGGAGUUUAUACAAGCGAAUUUUAGGGAAAGAAUUCGUCCUCUCACUAAAUCGAAGGUUUACAGAGAAUCCUUGAUGAAAGUUGUUAUCAGUGUUCACACAUCUGUGGAAAAUAAUCUGGACGACUGGAUCGAUUCAUUCAAAGAUUAUUUGAAAAUUAAAUUCAAACUGAUUAAAGAGAAAGUUGAAUGUAACAUGAAAGAGCGGAUGUACCAGCUACAUGUUUUGUAAUUAUAAUUAAUACUAAGUUUCAUUUGAUAUAUUUUAUCGCGGCAAUGACGCCAAAUUCUGUAAGAAUUUGUUGUGAUAAAGUAUUCCAUGUAAAUGGAUUUGUCUUCCUUAAAGGAAAAUUAAUAUCAAAAAGUUAUCGAAAA
Molecule: messenger RNA, 2236 nt
Organism: Belonocnema kinseyi
Lineage: Eukaryota; Metazoa; Arthropoda; Insecta; Hymenoptera; Cynipidae
Exons: 3
Coding region: 57-2093 (678 amino acids)
Source: RefSeq, a predicted model, not a curated record